This is a messenger RNA of Betta splendens (Siamese fighting fish), 836 nucleotides long. RefSeq lists its product as uncharacterized. Gene Ontology annotation, molecular function: DNA binding. The transcript is spliced from 2 exons. Lineage: Eukaryota; Metazoa; Chordata; Actinopteri; Anabantiformes; Osphronemidae. The coding region runs from base 95 to 775 and encodes 226 amino acids. Gene Ontology annotation, cellular component: transcription regulator complex; nucleus. Gene Ontology annotation, biological process: regulation of transcription by RNA polymerase II. The record is from RefSeq and is a predicted model, not a curated record.
CUUCCUUCUGUCGAUCGAAACCUGACGAAGACGAACCUCGGUCGUCGACGAAAAGACUUCGCGGUGGAGGUAAAGUAAAUUCACACAGAAGAAAAUGAACUCCGUGGAAAAGAAGCUGGCGGACCUGAUUCGGAGACACCCGAACCUGUACGACCCGUCCCGGCGGGACUACAAAGACACCGUGAAGGGGCAUCUGUCGUGGAAAGAGGUCGCGGACGCCAUGGAGAAGUCGGAGGACGAGGUGAAGCUGAAAUGGAAGAACCUGCGCGACAAGUUCUGCAAAGCGAAGAAGCGAAUGGCCAAGAGAAGCGUCCCGCUGCUGGACGACGAGGAGAACCGGCUGGAGCGGCCCGCCCCGGUUCUGUUCAAUCAGCUGGCCUGGCUCAGCGCCUAUGUCAAACCCAGAGUAGAAACGGGUUCGGGAGACGCCGAAGAAGUACCAGGAAGUGUCGGCUUCCCAGAGAAAGAGGGGCACAAGGAGAGGAAGGAGCAGCACUGCCCUCUGCCUGUGGUGACCUCCAUCUUUCCUCUGGUGGAGUCCUGUUCGGCCAACGAUCAGGAGUUGAAGAGGUUUCCUGCUGCUCCUAAGCGUAAACUGCAAACAGUCACAGAAACGGAGACAAACUCUGGCGACGCUCCCAACAACCUCAGAGAUGAGGAUGAAAUGUUUUUGCUCAGCCUUCUGCCCUCACUCAAAAGACUUACCAUCAAAAAGAGGAUGGAGGUGCGGAUGAGAUUCCAACAAGUGCUUUAUGCUGCCGAGUUUGAGGACUAAGCGGAAUUAAAACAAUUUAGACAAGCAGGCAGUUUGUACAGAGAUGUUUUUAGAAUAAUGA